AUGGCUGAACAAGAACAAGAGAGCGCCCGAGUUAGAGCUGAACUAGACGAAAUCAAAGGAGGCAUGUCCCAGAUGCGAGAGAUGCUGCAAGCUUUAACCUUCAGGUUUGAGAUUCCGCAAGCGACCGUGAUUUCAGAGACCACAGGCCCAGCAGUGGAAGUCCCACCUCAGAGGACAUUACCCUUAACCCUUCCUCCAUAUGGGCUACCCUAUGACUUUGUCCCCCGAGCGGAGGUGGUGCACGAAAUGGGGCAAUCUGUCCAACAAGCUGUGCCAUUACCAGUUUACACCGACGCACGUCCAAUCAUCCAUACUGUGGUUCCACCAACCGCCUAUGCUAGGCAUGUUCCUCAUUAUGAAGAUCAAAACCACAUGUAUCAGACUGUUGACUCAACUGUUGCUGGUGACGAAGUAAGGUUUGAGGACUUCAGGGAGGUAAAGGAGAACAUGCAGCUCCUUGAGAAGAAGUUCCGAGAUCUAGAAGGAGACCACGUCUUUGGAUCUGCUGCCAAAGAAAUGUGUCUUGUAUCCGGAUUGGUGAUUCCAGCAAAAUUUAAAACUCCGGACUUUGACAAAUACAAGGGGCACACUUGUCCAAAAAGCCAUCUCAUCAUGUAUUACCGCAAAAUGGCUGCACACGUGGAGGAUGACAAGCUGAUGAUCCACUGUUUUCAGGAAAGCUUGAGUGGGGCUCCUUCCAAGUGGUAUUUGAGUUUGGAUCAGAACAGGAUCAGGUGUUUCCAAGACCUGUCGGAUGCGUUCAUAAAACGCUACAAAUACAAUAUGGACAUGGCACCUGACAGAAGACAGUUGCAGAGCAUGUUUCAGCAUGACAAGGAGUCCUUCAAAGAGUACGCUCAGAGAUGGAGGGAAUUGGCUUCUCAGGUUGAACCACCUCUUGCUGAGAAAGAAUUGGCCGAAUUGUUUAUCCACACUGUCCAACCCCAGUUCUACGAGAAGAUGGUUGGAAGUGCUUCUUUGGGAUUCUCCGAGCUUGUUGCUAUAGGAGCUCGUGUUGAAUAUGGUGUAAGGAACGGAAAACUGGCGGCUGUAGCUGGAACUUCAAAUGCUAAUCCAAAGAAGUUCUCUGGAGGGUUUCCUAGAAAGAAGGAAGAGGAAACAAAUGUUGUGACUGUUGGUCAAGGAAGAGCUCCUCCAAGAAGGAGACCACAACAAUAUCCACCUCAGCAGUAUGUUCAACAACCAAUUCCCUAUCCGCAACCCAUGUAUCCCGUCCAGUACGCUCCUCAACCGUACAUAGCUGCUGUGACGCCUGCGUUCAAUCAACAGCCUUCUCAGGCUUAUCAAGCGCCUCCAGCUUAUCGACCAGCUCCAGUUCAACAACGUGCUGUGGCUCCGCCAGCUUAUCAACAAGCACCGACAGCUCCUGUUUAUCAACAACCGAGAGCGCAAGCGCCGAGGCAGAACGCUCAGAACCAAAAUAGGAGACAAGGGGAGAGGGCGACCUUCAAUCCAAUCCCAAUGUCCUACACUGAGUUGUAUCCUUCCCUAUUGCAGAAGGGUUUGGUGGUUCCCAGACCUAUGGGACCUCCACCUGAUCGUCUUCCUCCAUGGUACAACCCUAAUGCACAUUGUCCUUUUCAUGAAGGUGCCCCCGGGCAUGACAUAGAGGGUUGCUAUGCUCUGAAGCAUAGGGUUCGGGAACUGAUUGAGAGCAAGAUUUUAUCUUUUAAGGACAUGGGACCAAAUGUGAAGAACAAUCCUCUUCCUCCCCAUGGAUAUCCUGCGGUGAACGCCAUUGAAGAUGCAUCUUUUGUUGUUACGGUUGAGAAGGUGGAGGAUGUUAAGACUCCUUUGGCCGCAUUCCAUGCCCGAUUGGUGGAAGCUGGCCUGAUCAAUGUUAAUCAUGAAAAUUGUGAAGAGUGUGCCACAUACCCAAAGGGAUGUCAGGUGGUACGAGACAACAUUCAAGAUUUAAUGGAUAAAGGAGUGCUUCAAAUAUCCAGUGUUAUGAAGAACGAAGACGUGUUGGUAAUUGAACCUUGUUUCAAUUUACCCGAACCAGUGGAAAUCCCUUACUAUAGCAGAAAGAUGGCUCCUGAGAAUAGUCAUCCGUCGCCUGUGGAAAUAUGUAUGCCCACGCCUUUUCCCUACGAGAGCACCAAGGCUGUGCCUUGGAAAUAUGAGAUUACUGCUGUGGAUAAGGUAUUUGAAGGAAGUUCAGACGCUGAGGUGACAGAAACUGUAAGUGAAGACGUCACCAAUAUUGCAGGGAUGAGCAGAAUGACCCGUAGUGGUCGAGUCUAUGCGCCCGAAUUCAAUGUGACUCCUCAAGGGCCAAACAAGGAAUCGACAAUUGUAACUCCUGCUAAAGAACCUGAAGUGGUCCAAUCUGAAGAUGCUGUGGAAUUCUUGAAGUUAAUCAAGAGAAGUGAUUACAAAGUGGUGGAUCAGCUGCAUCAAACACCAUCUAAGAUAUCUAUUCUAUCUCUACUAUUGAAUUCCCAAGCUCAUAGGGAAGCUUUGUUGAAGGUGCUUGCUCAAGCUCAUGUAACACAAAGCAUAACAGUUGACCAAUUUGAUGGAGUAGUUGCAAAUAUCACAGCUUGCAAUACUUUGAGCUUCAGUGGAGAAGAAUUACCUGAGGAUGGACAAAAUCACAACCGUGCUCUCCAUAUCUCGGUGAAAUGCAAAGAUGAUGCUUUGGCGAGAGUGUUGGUUGAUACUGGAUCUUCUCUGAAUGUUAUGCCAAAGAGAACACUCGCCAAAUUAUCUUAUCAAGGGCCAGCUAUGAAGCCUAGUGCCUUGGUAGUGAAAGCUUUUGAUGGGGCAGUCACCUCCACUUUACACCAAAAGAUGAAGUUUGUGGUGGACAAUCAACUAAUCAUUAUUUCUGGGGAGGAGGACUUUGUGGUCAGUCACCUUUCAUCCUUCAGAUACAUUGAGGCUUAUGAGGACGCUUUGGAAACUUCUUUCCAAGCUCUUGAAAUAGCCAAUGCCACUUUUGUGGAAAUGAAGGACCCUGUUGGGAAAGCUUGUUCAUCCUUCGCGUCUCUGAAAAGCGCAAAGUCUAGUAUUGAAGGAGGAAACCCUGAAGGUUGGGGUCAGCUUAUCGAUAUUCGUAAGAAGCAUGAUCGCUUUGGUCUGGGAUAUGUGCCUUCCGCUGCGAAAGGAGCCCGCGUCCCUACAAAGGACAACACCCGAAGCAUCCAGGAAGUAUUCCUCAGCACAGGAUUCAUCCAUGGAGAUCAAGUCAAUGCAAUUGAAGAUAGCACCGUGAAUGAAGAUGAGCCAUGUUUGGUUUACCGUUGUGCAUCUACUCAUGGUAAUCAGAAUAAUGAAUAUGAAGAAAUUGGCCAUAGGAAUGAGGAUGGUUUGGUUGAUGUUUCCAAAUAUUGUGUUGAUGCUUCACUGGAUGUGGUAGACCAUAAGAAAUAUGUUUCAACUGAUGCAUCUGAUGGGAGCAGCCGGGAAAGACUGCUGGGCAGUUUUAAGAAAAUUGUUGAUUGUGAUGCUACUCAAAAGCAGAAUUUGUUGUCAACAUUUGAGAUGCCACUUGAUAUUAUAAUUGACAAAUGCUUAAUUCAGGAAAUCAUGGUUGAAUACAAUUAUGUCCGCAAAUUAAUCAUCAAUGUGCUUAAGGAGGCAUUUAAGUUGCAAGAGCAUCUUUUAGCACUACGGCGGUAUCAUUUUAUUGAAUUUGGCGGAUUGGGCAGAUUUGUUUAUCCUGUCACUUUGGCGACAUAA
Lathyrus oleraceus (garden pea) is the source of this 3708-nucleotide messenger RNA. RefSeq lists its product as uncharacterized. The record is from RefSeq and is a predicted model, not a curated record. NCBI's taxonomy places the organism in Eukaryota, Viridiplantae, Streptophyta, Magnoliopsida, Fabales, Fabaceae. Gene Ontology annotation, biological process: proteolysis. Gene Ontology annotation, molecular function: aspartic-type endopeptidase activity. The transcript has 3 exons. The coding region runs from base 1 to 3708 and encodes 1235 amino acids.